This is a messenger RNA of Lates calcarifer (barramundi perch), 1827 nucleotides long. RefSeq names its product ankyrin repeat, SAM and basic leucine zipper domain containing 1 (gene asz1). NCBI's taxonomy places the organism in Eukaryota, Metazoa, Chordata, Actinopteri, Centropomidae. Gene Ontology annotation, biological process: piRNA processing. The transcript is spliced from 13 exons. Gene Ontology annotation, molecular function: protein binding. The coding region runs from base 93 to 1541 and encodes 482 amino acids. Gene Ontology annotation, cellular component: pi-body. The record is from RefSeq and is a predicted model, not a curated record.
ACCGCCCACUUGAAACGCCUCCUAGCCACGCCCCCUCUCACCUACAGUUACUAUAGCGUUAGCUAGCCGGGCUAGCUAGCUAAUCAGAAAUAAUGGGCAGCUUCAUGGAUUACGCCUUUCCAGCUGGAGAUGAAAGCGAUGCCAGCAAUGACGACUGGGAUAUCGGAUGCUGUUCCGAUAAAAAAUCUUCUUGCACUAAGGAUGUGGAUGCGGUUGUGCCACAUGAAGAAGACAGUGUGUUGGUGUUGAAAAGAGCCAUCAGCAAAGGAGACACUGGGACUGUCGAACAGCUGUUGGACGACGGCAUGGACGUGGAGACCAGGCUUGGCUUUGAGUGGACUCCUCUCAUGUGUGCUGUCAGUGUGGCUAAUUACGACCUGGCCAGACUGCUACUGGACCGAGGGGCGAGCGCCAACUUCAGCAAAGAUCACUGGACGGUGCUCAUGGCCAGCUGCACUGCGUCUGCCAGCGAGGACAAAAUUGCUCGCUGCGUGGAGCUCCUGCUGUCCAGAAACGCUGAUCCCAACAUGGUAGACAGGUCACAAAUGACCUGCCUGAUGCUGGCAGCCAGGGACGGCUACAGUAAAGUCAUUAACCUGCUGGUGUCCCAUGGAGCAGACAUCAAUGUCCAGGAUGGCAAAGGAUACACAGCUUUGUGUAUAGCCGUGCAGUACGGCAGAGAGGAGGCAGUGCUAAAGCUCCUCCACCUUGGAGCAGACAAAACCAUCAGGACCAAGGCUGGCAAAAACCCUGCAGACCUGGCCGUGAUGUUCAAACACCCACAGAUAACAAGGAUCCUGGCCUCUUCUUCCUACAUCUCCUCCGUGCAGGCCUUCAGCUCCAUGGAGGAGACCCUGUCUAAGUUCUUCCAGACCAACUCUGAACCUCCACCUUCCAAGGAAAGCGUCACCAAACUCGACGACCUCGAGCUCCUCCUGCACGGCCUCGACCUCGGCUACCUCGCUGACAUCUUGACAGAAAAUGAUAUCACCUGGAGCUACCUGUUGACCAUGGAGAAGGAGGACCUGGAGAAGAUUGGUAUCACAGACCCAGAGCACCAGCAGAAGGUGCUGAGUGCUGUGCAGCAGAUGCACCUGGACAAAGUGGACCUGGACACAGUCAGUCAGCUGGGAGCUGCAGACAGCGGGAGUGAGGAGCUGCAUAACUUCCUGAUUAGCGUGCGACAGCAGUGCUGCUACCUGACAGAGAUAAUUCAGGACGUCAUCAACCGUUUUCCUCGCCAAGCCUCUCAGCUGGUCUUCUCUCUGGACUCGAAGAGGGAGGCCCAGGCCAUCUGCAACCAGCUGGUGGUCCAGACCAAAGACCUGCAGACGGAAGUCACCUGCCUUCGCAAUCUGCUCUGCCAGAUGGACGAGGCCGGAGAUUGCUGUCAACUUCCUCCACCUGGUUCCCACGGCAACCGGAGGUCGCGGUACCUGGCCAGAGUCGCACUGAGCACGCUCGGAGCCGCCUUCCUCUUCCUCCUGUGCAGGGCGGCUCGCGGAAAGGUUGACCUGCAGAUGUACAGGAAUGUCUGCUAACGAGCUCGUCGUAAUAUUUUCUGUUUAAUGACCGAAGGCGAUAAAUUGGGAUUAUGAUAUAGCGAUAUGUUUUGGGGAUGGCGUUCGACAAGACAGGUCAUUUUUGUUUUUGCUGCAGUGUUUUUGUUUCUCUGUUUGGUCUGACUUGUCACAAGUUAUUUUAUAUUUUAAGGGUUUAAGUGGAAAUUAAAAGUUUCGUUUUGAGGAGCAUUUUCUUGUACGUUCAAGAUCUUAAUCUAGAUUAUAAAGCAUUAAAAAAAUCUGAAUUUUCAGGCCUUGAAAUUAG